Colletotrichum gloeosporioides is the source of this 249-nucleotide messenger RNA. RefSeq lists its product as uncharacterized. NCBI's taxonomy places the organism in Eukaryota, Fungi, Ascomycota, Sordariomycetes, Glomerellales, Glomerellaceae. The transcript has 2 exons. Bases 1 to 249 code for a protein of 82 amino acids. The record is from RefSeq and is a predicted model, not a curated record.
AUGCCGGAUAUCUUCGCCCAGGCGUCUUCGAUCUAUAUCUGGCAUAGCCCAGCCAGUAACAACAGUCAUCAUUUCAUAGACAUGGCUGAACGAAUAGACUCCAAUGCUUUUAGGCUAAACAACAUGUCCUCAGACAGCAGAGUUGUCAGGCCCCCCGGGGAUGCAGGAGACGACAACGCCCUUCAACUACUAGCUGAGCUAUUGACAGACACUUCGUUCCACUCGUCUACGCUACUGAAGGCGAUUUGA